AUACAAGGAAUUCAUGUAAACAAAAGAGUACAAAUAAUGUUUAGACUUAGAAGAAUAUUAAAAUUCUUUCUAAAAUUAUUAAGAAACUUUUUUGUAACAUUAUUUAUUUGUGAAUUUCUGAUAUACUACAUAGUUAUUUAUCAGUGCCAUUACAACGAAAUAAAGAACGAAAUAAUCGACGAUGGAUUGAAAGCUAUUAUGAUUAGUGACACUCACAUGUUGGGACCUUUUCGUGGUCAUCCAUUUGAUAAAUUACGCAGGGAGUGGCAAAUGAAAAAAUCAUUCCAAGCAGCUAUUCAAAUUUUUAAGCCGGAUGUUGUUUUCUUGUUAGGAGAUGUUUUUGAUGAAGGAAAUUGGGUGAACCAAAAACAAUUUGAGGAAUAUAUUGAUCGUUUUAAAAACAUAUUUUAUGUACCACCUUCAAUGCGAAUGUAUGUUCUUCACGGUAAUCAUGACGUGAACUUCCACUACCGAAUGCAUCCUGUAUUGAUUAAUCGAUUCGAUAAAGCAUUUAACACAAGCAGCGUCCAAUUUAUUCAGGAAAAGAAAAUUACAAAUGAUGGUAGAGAUCGGAUUAUUAACUUCGUUUCAAUUAAUUCAAUGGCAUUAGAAGGCGAUAGCUGCAAUUUUUGCAGUGAAGCAGAAUAUAAAAUUGAAAGGAUUCAGCGAAAAUUAAAUCAAUUGAAAGAGAAUAAUAGCAAACCAAUAAUUCUUCAACAUUUUCCCAGUUAUCGAAAAUCAGAUGAUGAAUGUUUAGAGAAAAAUUCAGUGAAUCCCGAGAAGAAGUUUAGAGAAAAGUGGGAAACAUUAUCGAAACAAGCGACAGAAUAUCUUGGCCACAAACUCAAACCUAGAGCCUUUUUUAGUGGACAUUCUCAUCAUUACUGUCGUUUAAAAAAUACACUUGGCGUUGAAGAAUUCACAGUUGCUUCAUUAAACUGGCGUAACAUUAAUAAUCCAAGUUUCCUACUGACUGUCUUCACUCCAGACGAUUACUCUGUUUCAAAAUGUGAUAUUCCUAAAGAAACCACCGUCAUUGGACUCUAUGUUGUAGGGCUAAUUUCAUCAAUAGUUUUUGCAGUAGCUCGUCUCGUCCAUCCUUGGGAGACGGUGGCACAAGCAGCAUGGAGGAAAUACCCAAAUCCAAUGAACACAGCUGUCAUCGCAACAGAUGUCGUUGAACGAUCAGUUGUCCAAGGCGUACUCCACACACAUCGUUUAGUCAGUUCUCGAUGGUGCUUUCCAAGUUGGACGCAUAGAAUAAUAGGAACGCCGAAAGUUUGCUAUGCAAGCGAACGGUCAGUAGUAGAUCCAAGUGAACGUCAAAUGACAUUGAAGACAACAAAUGUAACAUUCGGAAGUUUUCUGUCAAUGGACGAAGUACUACAAUACAGGCCACAUCCAACAGAUCCUACAAAAACUCUUUUACUACAGCAAGCAACAGUGAGCAUAGAAGGCGUUCCACUUAAUCGAUACAUGGAAGAUGUGCUAACAAAAAAUAUCAGUUUUAAUGCAAAUAGAGGUCGACAAGGACUUGAAUGGGUUAUUAAUAAAAUAAAUACAGAAGUGAAAGAAAUUGCAUCUUCAGCAGAUGAUUUACUAAUGCAAACCAAAAAGUCAUUGGACGAAAUCACAGAUUCGGCUCGAAAGUCGAUUGACGAUCUAUCAACAUCAACGAAGAAAAUUCACUUUUAGUACGCUCAAUGUCUGAAGUUUAGCAAUUUUUUUAAUCAGGAUUCAAUGGAGAGUGAAAACAAUGCAAAGCAUCAUAGUGAAGAUAAAAAGAAUAAGAAGAGCCUUUAGCAUCUAGCGUAAAAGUAUUGUUUACAAGACUCUCUCACUCACUGACAUUUCCAUUUGAUGCCAUGUUUCAUUAGGAUAAUUAAACGCACUCGUCGGUUCGAAUUCCUCAACGUAAAUUAAUGAUUUUCGUUCUUAUAAGUUAAGUCAGCAAUGUGUUUGUUCAUUUUCUUUUUCUUUGUGGAGCUUAUGAAGAAAUUUAUUCGAUAAUUAAAAUUUUUUCAUUCGACCCAUUGAGAAUUUUUUUCUUUUCAUCAAUUUUGGAAACUUUUAGAAAUGAUUUGCAUAUGUAUGAUGUCAUACUAUAAGUAAGAAGGGAACAUUUUCAGGAACAUUUAAUAACUUUAUACUUUCCCUGUUAAUAAAAUCAGAUUAAAGAUCAUCUUGAUGAUAAAAGACAAUGCAAUGCGACUUUAAAUGAUGAUUUGAACUUUAUUACAAAUAGAAGAAAAAAUUUGUAAAUAUUUAUUGUUGCAUUAGGGAAUUAAUUUAUGUAAAUAAAAUUUAAUCUGUUGAUUCUAAUAUCAAUAUCAUUAAUUAAAAAAUAAAUACAAGUUGAGAAUUGAGAUGAUUUUGUCUUUGAAUUCGAAG
Clunio marinus is the source of this 2391-nucleotide messenger RNA. The record is from the annotation of a GenBank genome assembly. NCBI's taxonomy places the organism in Eukaryota, Metazoa, Arthropoda, Insecta, Diptera, Chironomidae.